AGCAGACGCUCUACUACAAAUGUGUGUGCACGCGUGUGUGUGUGUGUGCCAGAGAAAGAGUGUGAACAGCAAAACAGAGGAGACGGCUUUAGAAAGGAUCUCUCGGCACCUCUGGGACACACAAGCGUGAGCGCCGAAGGAAAUAUUUAUGACCCGUCGUCAGUGAGUGACCCUCCUGGAGCAGAGCGGAUCUCCAUAUGAGCUCACAGACGCACCAGCAGCGCAGCUCCGGGCAGCACUCGGGGACUUUUCAAACCCUGUGAGGAUUAAAAAACACACAACCGGGAAAAUUGAGAGGAAGAAGAAGAAGAAGAGAAGCCACAGCAUGAGCAGCUGCAGGAAGAGAUGCAAGCGGGAGAUCCUGAAGUUUGCUCAGUAUCUCUUCAGAGUUAUUACCGGCACUCUCAAUCCAGAUAGCAUUGAAGAUGAGCUGGAGCUGUCAGCUGUACGGCAUCGACCUGAGGCUUUGGAGCAGCUGGAGGCUCAAACGCGGUUCUCACGCAAAGAGCUUCAAAUCCUCUACAGAGGCUUCAAGAACGAGUGUCCCAGUGGUGUGGUCAAUGAAGACACAUUUAAGGAAAUUUAUGCUCAGUUUUUCCCACAGGGAGAUGCAUCGACGUAUGCACAUUUUCUGUUCAACGCGUUCGACACAGAUCACAACGGCUCGGUCAGCUUUGAGGAUUUUGUAAUGGGCCUUUCCAUUCUUCUACGAGGCACCGUUCAGGAGAAGCUUAACUGGGCGUUUAACCUCUAUGAUAUUAAUAAAGAUGGAUAUAUAACAAAAGAGGAAAUGUUAGAUAUCAUAAAGUCCAUCUAUGACAUGAUGGGGAAAUGCACAUAUCCCAUACUCAAGGAGGAAACUCCGCGCCAGCACGUGGAGAUAUUUUUCCAGAAAAUGGACAAAAACAGAGAUGGAGUGGUGACUAUAGAUGAAUUUAUAGACUGCUGUCAAAACGACGAGAACAUCAUGAGAUCAAUGCAGCUUUUUGAGAACGUCAUUUAACAUCUGUAUGGACUCUGUUGGCGGGCCAGCGCGUAAAAAAACACCUUUAUACUCCACAAACCCAGAUGUCUGAGUGCUAGCUGCGAUUCGGUCACGAAAAACAACAUUAACAGCAUUUUUAAUAACAAAGAACUUUAUUUUUUGCUUUUGUUGUUGUUGUUGUUAAAUCUUUCUUCUAUUCGUUAUUUAUAAAAGAGUGUCAUUAUUUAAGGAGAAAAUUCCAUAAUUGCAUGCAUCAGCUUUUCCCACACAAAUGUCAAAAAACUGAAACGACCAGAAGCCAUCAUUACAUACUCUACA
Messenger RNA from Danio aesculapii, 1303 nucleotides. RefSeq names its product potassium voltage-gated channel interacting protein 4a (gene kcnip4a). The coding region runs from base 326 to 1003 and encodes 225 amino acids. Gene Ontology annotation, molecular function: calcium ion binding; potassium channel regulator activity. Gene Ontology annotation, biological process: regulation of potassium ion transmembrane transport. The record is from RefSeq and is a predicted model, not a curated record. Gene Ontology annotation, cellular component: voltage-gated potassium channel complex. The transcript is spliced from 8 exons. Lineage: Eukaryota; Metazoa; Chordata; Actinopteri; Cypriniformes; Danionidae.